CAGAGAGAGGAAAGGGAAGUCUUUGAAAGUCUGAGAAGGAAGCAACAACUGACCAACACAGUAGGUGGCACCAAAGAAAACCGCAACUCCAAGGCACCGUCGACACGAACUUCACAAGAACUCCACCGAGAGGAGAGGAGAGGAGAGGAAACGACGACACCUCCUCCGGCGCGGCGAGACGAAUCUACGCGUACCGAGUACCGACGCGGCGACCGCCUCGCUCCGUCCCUAUCCUCGCCGCUCCGGCUGAUUCCGUCGCGGAGCGCGCGCGGCCGGCGAGGAGUCCUGGGAGGGCGACCGACGCAGUCGGCCUCCUUCCAUCUCGGUUCGAAUCGAAUCGAAUUGAAGGUAUUCCUGAUUCCUGCCAGUGAAAAUGAGUGACAAUCUGAUGGACAAGGUUAGCGCCUUUGGCGAGCGUCUGAAGAUCACUGGGUCAGAGGUUAGCAAGAAGAUGACGGCUGGCAUGUCCUCCAUGAGCUUCAAGAUGAAGGAGAUCUUCCAGGGGCAGACUCCCGCGGACAAGAUUGUGGAGGAGGCCACCUCAGAGAAUUUGGACGGGCCUGAUUGGUCGGCAAACCUGGAAAUCUGUGACUUGAUCAACACGGAGAAAGUUAACAGUGUCGAGCUGAUCCGUGGGAUCAAGAAGCGGAUCAUGCUGAAGGAUGCUAGGGUCCAGUACCUCUCCUUGGUUCUUCUUGAGACCAUUGUGAAGAACUGUGAGAAGGCCUUCUCGGAGGUUGCUGCUGAGAGGGUUCUUGAUGAGAUGGUCAGGUUGAUUGAUGAUCCUCAGACAGUGGUAAAUAACAGGAACAAAGCCCUUAUGCUUAUUGAGGCAUGGGGAGAGUCUGGUGAUGAGCUUCGGUACUUGCCUGUCUAUGAGGAAACCUACAAGAGCCUGAAAUCAAGAGGAGUGCGGUUCCCUGGGCGUGACAAUGAGAGCUUGGCCCCCAUAUUUACUCCUGCGCGUUCAGUAGCUGAAGCUGAAGUUGAUGCAAACUUUUCCCAGCAGACCUUCGAAGAUGUGCAAGUGCAUACAUAUACUGCUGAAGAAACGAAGGAAGCUUUUGAUGUGGCUCGUAACAGCAUAGAACUUCUUUCAACUGUUCUUUCAUCCUCUCCUCAGCAGGAUGCUUUGCAGGAUGACUUGACAUCCACUCUUGUGCAACAAUGCUACCAAUCUCAGCACACUAUCCAGAGAAUGAUUGAGACUGCUGGAGACAAUGAGGCCAUGCUUUUUGAGGCCUUGAGUGUGAAUGAUGAGAUCCAAAAGGUGCUGUCCAAAUAUGAACAGAUGAAGAAACCCGCAGCGUCUGAGAACGCAGAACAACGGCCGGUAGUCAUACCAAUUGCCACAGAACAUGAAGAUUCUGCUACGGUCGGCAAUGAAGAUGCCCUGGUCAGAAAACCAGCUGGUUCUCGAGCAAGGUCAGGUGGAGAUGAUGAUAUCCUUGAUGAUCUCGAUGAGAUGAUAUUUGGCAAGAAGGGAGGAAGCAGUUCCCAAGAAGGGCCCAAAAAGCAGGAUCCGAAGAAAGAUGACCUAAUCAGCUUUUAAAUACCGUUCUGGCCAGUUCCUCGUGGAAUCAGAAGAUGUUUGCUGUUUCAUAGUGCCGAACGAUAUCUGUAUUCAUCCCCGUAGAAGAUUUCACAUUCGCCAGGAUUUGGAUCGCUUGUUUAUUUGCAUACGAUCUAUCAUACUUGUCUGUCACAGUUUGUUCGGUUGAUUUAAGUUGCUUCACCCUUCACAUCCUCUGGUUGCAUGAUUGCAUCUGCAUUGGAUGGCUAAUUAUCUCUUGAUGGAAAAACACGUCCAGUAUAAUGAAUGAGCCUCAGCUCCUAUUCAUUGCUCUU
Oryza sativa Japonica Group (Japanese rice) is the source of this 1848-nucleotide messenger RNA. NCBI's taxonomy places the organism in Eukaryota, Viridiplantae, Streptophyta, Magnoliopsida, Poales, Poaceae. The record is from RefSeq and is a predicted model, not a curated record.